AUAUUUUACAACUUAGCUUGCUACUGAUAUAUAGAAGCUAAGUAGUUUUAUAACUUAGCUUGCUACUGCUACCAUGUCUAAUGACACUCUAGAAAUCAAUUCUCCCACUGAUCUCCAACAAUUCCUUCUUGGUCUUACCAAUUCCGAUGGAACGAUCACCGGAAGGCAAACCACCUUUUCCCCUAUAACCUCACCUACACCCGAUCCAAACCAAUCUGGCCCUGUUCUUUCCAAAGAUGUAACCAUCAACGACUCAAACAACACAUGGGCUCGGAUAUUCCUGCCCCGAGAAGCACUUGAAGAUUGUUCUUCCUCCAAACUCCCACUCAUAGUGUAUUUCCAUGGUGGAGGGUUCGUUAUAGGCAGCACGGCUGAAUCUUCAUUUCACGAUUUUUGCGCCGACAUGGCACUGCAAUUUCAGGCCACUGUGGUAUCCGUCGAAUAUAGACUCGCCCCAGAGCAUCGGCUGCCUGCGGCCUACGAUGAUGCUAUGGAAGCAUUCCACUGGAUCAAAACCAACCAAGAUGAAGAUGCUUGGCUCAAGGACUACGCUGAUGUUACAAGAUGUUUGAUCAUGGGAGGUAGUGCAGGUGGCAACAUAGCCUACCAUGCAGGUCUACGUGCGGCUGCAGAGUUUGAUAAUCUCUUGCCGUUAAAGAUCAAAGGGUUGAUAUUGCAUCAACCGUUCUUUGGUGGGUCCGAGAGAACGGAAUCUGAGACGAGGGUUAACCAUCCAUUUGCGGUGCCAAUAAUUAGUGAUCUGAUGUGGGAGUUGUCCUUGCCAAUUGGUGCCAAUCGUGAUCACGAGUAUUGUAAUCCAACGGUGGGUGGUGGUGGAAAAACAUUGAUUGAUGAGAUUAAACGGUUGGGAUGGAUGGUGUUGGUGAUUGGGAGUGAUGGGGACCUUUUUUAUGAUUGGCAAAUUGGGUUGGCCAAGAUGUUGAAAGAAAAGGGUGUUCAAGUGGAGUAUCAUUUUGAAGAAGGAGGUUAUCAUGGGGAUGUAGCGAUAGAACCCACAAGGACCAAGUGUCUUCAUGUUCUAAAGAAAUUUGUUUUGUCUCUAACUGCUCAUUAACAAAUUGUGGUGGUUAGAUUUUGAAUUUAUUGUUAAAUUAUAAUCUGCAAUUUCAAAAGAGCUUGUGUUA
Messenger RNA from Tripterygium wilfordii, 1145 nucleotides. Its product is annotated as carboxylesterase 1-like. The transcript has a single exon. The coding region runs from base 74 to 1075 and encodes 333 amino acids. Gene Ontology annotation, molecular function: hydrolase activity. NCBI's taxonomy places the organism in Eukaryota, Viridiplantae, Streptophyta, Magnoliopsida, Celastrales, Celastraceae. The record is from RefSeq and is a predicted model, not a curated record.